This is a messenger RNA of Nicotiana tabacum (common tobacco), 1830 nucleotides long. The record is from RefSeq and is a predicted model, not a curated record. Lineage: Eukaryota; Viridiplantae; Streptophyta; Magnoliopsida; Solanales; Solanaceae.
AUGGACAUUAGUUUCCUUGCUGACUGUACUAAGUCAACUCCCCACGGCUGUAAAGCUACCGCAACUGUUCCUCUGCACGCACGCAACAAGGCAAACAGUGCAGCAUUCACUUUAUGUGGAAUGCCUUUGUACCAAAUGUGCUUGCAUCAUCCAAGUGACAUCACUUGGACCAUAGGUGAACCAGCAGUGACAAUUCCCAAAACAAGAAAGGAAUACAAUGAUACUGACCACAAGUCUAUAGAGAAGAAUUUUCAAGCAAAAAAAAUCCUCGUCUAUGGCAUUGGACCAAAUGAAUACACUAGGAUUUCUGCCUGUCAAUCUACCAAAGAGAUCUGGGAAGCUCUCCAAACAGCACACGAAGGGACAACUCAAGUCAAGAUGAAGGAUGAUGAGUCCAUUCAGGACAUGCACACUCGCUUCACCUCUAUCAUCAAUGAGAUUCAUUCUCUGGGUGAGAUUAAUCCAAGGAACAAACUUGUCAGGAAAAUACUCAGUGCAUUACCUGGUUCCUGGGAAAGCAAAGUUAAUGCUAUCACGGAGGCAAAGGAUCUACAAAAGUUAACCAUUGAUGAACUCAUUGGCAAUCUAAAGACUUAUGAGAUGAUGAAGAAGAAGGAUCAUAAGAGAAGAGAGCGAAAAAGGGAGAAGAACCUGGUCCUCAUGACAGACAACAAUGACUCAAGUGGUGAGGAUGUUGAUAUGGCCUAUCUAAAAAAAAGAUUUCAGAAGAUAGUUCGCAGAAAUGGAGGUAUUCCAAAUAGGGGCAGCUCCAGCAAGCCAAGAGGCUAUGACUUAUGUCAUAAGUGCGGGAAGCUAGUGCAUUUCAUCAAGGAUUUUCCUCUCCACAAGCAAGACCAGUACAAACACAAAAUAGAUAAAGUAGCCAAGAGGAACCCGGUUCCUAACAAAAUAUUCAAGAGAAAAGAUGUCGCUGAUAAUGUUGUGAAACAUGCUCUUGAUGCAUGGCGAGACUCUUCCAGCGAAUCUGGAAAAGAUGAUGAGAAAGGUGGUAGCUCUAUGAUGGCAGUAGAAAGUGAAGAAGCUGAGUAUGACUCCAUUUUUGCCCUGAUGGCAAAUUCAGAUGAUGAUGAGAUCUAUGACAAAGGCAACAAGGUGGAAUUUGUGUCAAAAAUCUGCACAGUCACAAGCCUUGUGACUGGUGAAGUGAUCCCGAUGGCAAAAAGAUACAAAGACAUCUAUGUCACUAAUUUUGAGUCCCUACAUAAUGGGGAUCUCACAUGUCUGAGUGCUGUGGAUGAUGAUGCUGAAUUGUGGCACAGAAGGUUAGGCAAUGCAUGUUGUACAUUGCUGAACAAAUUGGUCAAGAAGGACCUGAUCAGGUCCUUCUUCAAAUCCAAAAAGGAAGUAAGCACCUCAAGGCCACUUGAUCUCCUCCAUAUGGAUCUAUGCGGACCUAUGAGAGUGCCAAGUAGAGGAGGAAAGAAGUACAUCAUCGUCAUAGUAGAUGACUACUCAAGAUUCACAAGGACGCUGUACCUCAGAACCAAAUAUGAGACUUUUCUAGUGUUUGCUGCUUUUGUGAAAACAAUCCAAGUAAAGAUGAGCGAUAAUGUUGUGAGUAUAAGAUCUGAUCAUGGCACAGAAUUUGACAAUGCAAGUUCACAAGGCACAAAGGUUGCCUUGCUGACGAAGGAAAAUGCUGAUUUGAAGAAAUAUGUCGAGGACCUGAAAGAGAGGCUGCUCAACGACUGUAAAGUUGCUGCAACUGUUCCUCUGCACGAACGCAACAAAGCAAACAUUGCAGCAGUCACUUUAUGGGGAUUGCCUUUGUACCAAAUGUGCAUGCAUCAUCCAAGUGACAUCACUUGG